AUGAGCAAGAAAGGCGGAGACGUCCCCGAGUACGUGUACGAGCCAUACCAAGGUGACGGGUACGCACCUCCUCCUCCGGCAGCGAACUCUAGUAGCGUGUAUAGGUACCAGACAGGUACGAAUGCUGUGCCGCCGCCGCCGCCUCCGACGCAGAACGGCGUCGCUUAUGCUUACAGUCCUGCGGGGGCGCCGCCGCCACCGCCACCCCCAAACUUUUCUUAUGCCUACAGCGAGGCCCUGCCGGACGGCACCUCCCGACACUAUUAUUACGCCCAGCGGACCUACUCGAACGCGCAUGGGCGGUAUCAGAACACGAACUUUGACCAGAACGACCAGCUUGCGCGGGGGUGUCUCUACGCCUGCUGCGAAGGUAUGGCGGCUGGUCUGUGUGCGGCGCUGACCUUCGAGUGUUGCCUCGGUUUGUGCGGUUUCUGGUAA
Cyanidioschyzon merolae strain 10D is the source of this 438-nucleotide messenger RNA. RefSeq lists its product as hypothetical. NCBI's taxonomy places the organism in Eukaryota, Rhodophyta, Bangiophyceae, Cyanidiales, Cyanidiaceae. The transcript has a single exon. The record is from RefSeq and is a predicted model, not a curated record. Bases 1 to 438 code for a protein of 145 amino acids.